AUGCAUGAUUUAUUCCUCGGCAAGUCAAACUAUCCCGGAGAUUCGUUCACCACGCUUAUCAUGCACUCAUUCUCACAAUCAAGUCCCAUGCCUACAGAGGUCAUCAUCAGGAUAUUCGGGGAACUCACUCUUCCGGAUGCGCUUCACUUGGCAGCGACUUGCCGUCGACUGCGCCAGGUUAUGAAAGAAAAUACGCCUGCCAUUUACAGACGCCUACGCAGACAGAUCCCAUGUGAGCGAUAUGCAAGAGUCGUACUGGCAGAUCAAGGGGGCCCGCCACCAUAUUCGUCUUCUUCAAUGACUAUCGCGGAUCUUUUACGAUUGCGACGGAACUCUAGGGUCGUGGAGAAGGCGAUCGAGGUGUUUGAUCGUGAUAUUACCGCGCAUAUUCGGAUUUCUCUUAAGAGCAUCGAUGACCAAUUCUAUGGAGGAAACCCACGUCCGCUGUCAUUGACUCCAACAGAACGCCAUCGGUUCACUCGGAGCUACUACCAAGUCUGGAGUCUUUUGCUCCUAAACCAACGAUCCCGACAAAAACGAUAUCAGAAUAUGUUGCUGAAGCACUUAUACAUGAUCUACGAGAUGACUGAUCUUGACCAGCCAAUUGGGGACGAAUCGAGAUCUUUCCCAGCUGACGAGAAGCGAUGCGAACUGCUUCAAGAAGUAAGCGAGUACCUCCGUGAUCUCUACCACAACAUCCAUGGAGUUGACUACAUCGAUUUCUCGGGGCAAAGUGUUUCCAUGCGUACGCAAGGUCAUGCAGCUAUAUGGGACCAUUGCCAGCCCGAUUUCAAGAAGAUUGUUUGCUACCAGUGGCGAGAUCCAGAGAAGAAACCUGUCCAGGAGGAAGAGGUGUGGGAGCAUACAACUGAUGAAGAAUGA
Molecule: messenger RNA, 882 nt
Organism: Aspergillus welwitschiae
Lineage: Eukaryota; Fungi; Ascomycota; Eurotiomycetes; Eurotiales; Aspergillaceae
Product: F-box protein
Exons: 2
Coding region: 1-882 (293 amino acids)
Molecular function (GO): protein binding
Source: RefSeq, a predicted model, not a curated record